UUGUCAUGCCCUUUUGCUGUGGAUGCCGUAUAAGCUGUGGAAGGUCAAGGUUCUCUGUCCCAGUCCUGCCUGUGGACAGCAUCAACUGACAGGAGGCGGUCUGCAUAAAAGGGCACGGCAAGUUCAUGACAUUGACAGGAUGUACAACAUGGUCACAGAAACCCUCAUCUGUAAGAAGUGUAAAGCUUCUCACGUGUCCUGGAGUCAGACUGUCCUGCAACAGCUGGAUCUGGGUCAUCGCUCUGAGUUUCGGGUCAUCCUCACGCAGAAGUAUGCCUGUGAUCUGAGAGUCAUUAGACUCUUGCGUGAACGUGGCCUAGGCAACAGCCCCACGCGUGUUAUUAAACAGCUGCGUGAGAACCACAGCGAGGAGUGGCUCCAGCGUCUGGCCCGGUACACCACCCAGUGCAUGGACUUCAUCAACCGCCCUGGGGUGUUGCCAAUGCAGUUCCAGGAACCUCCUGAGCCUACAGUGUUGCCGAGCGUCAAGUGGCUUCUCACUGUGUACAGCCAAGACAUCCUGACAAGGCUGGAUGAAAUCCAUGCCAGGAUAACAUCCACACAUGGCACAGUGUUGAAAAUGGAUUCAACUAAAAAGAUCACCAAGAAGCUGGCUGGGACAGCGAGGGGAACAGGAAACUGGCUCACCUCUGUUGGCAAUGAGUUUGGUCAGGUGUUCAUAAGUGUGUUGACAGCCCAGGAAGGAGCAGGACUGGACAUGAUGAUAGAUGGUCUGGUGAAAAGAUACCAGCAGGCUGGUGUGGAUCCACCUGCUGUGUUGUAUGUUGACUGUGGGUGCUGCACUGAGGUGGGGGAAACCAAGCUGAAAACCAGGUUCAGAGGAUGGCCAGAUCUCUUAAUAAGGCUGGACAUCUGGCAUUUCAUGCGCAGGAUUGCUGUGGGCUGUACAACUGAUGCCCAUCAGCUUUAUCCUAUAUUCAUGGCACGACUGUCUGCAUGCAUCUUUGAAUGGGAUGCUGCUGAUGUUGCUGUGCUACGCAGAGCCAAGAAAGAGCUGCUGGUGUCCCAGGGUUGGCCUGUGCUGACAGAUGAAGUUGUCAAUAAACAUCUUUCCAAACAGGAGCUGGCUCUGCAUUGUCGGAGGAGGACCCGUGGAGAGGAGACUACCAUUCUUCUCCUUGAGCGGCUAACAGAGCUCAUGACCAGCAAUGGCAGUGACUCUAUGGGUGUUCCUCUUCUGGACAGAGAAAGGAUGGAGCACAUCUGGAGUGUCCAGAAGAAGCAUGUCAAAUGCAUCCAGGACCCACCCGGUGUAGCCCUCUAUACUGAGACGGGGACCUUAACCAAGGGAGGUGUGGUCACUGGUACCAACAGUCUUAACUUUCAGAUUUAUCUGCUGGAGGGACUAAACAGGUGGAAUCAGGACCGGGAGGCUGCUUCCUUGUCAUCAGGACCAUCAGCUUUGUGCAGCUACACGGGAGAACUUGUUUACUGCGUAAACAGGAAUUAUGAAAAGCUGUUUGGCAAGAAAGUGGUCCCCACAUUUCAUCCACCUGCAUGUUACACUGGUGAACUUAUUGGAGUGCAGUAUUUAUUCCACCAGACUGGUCGGGCACUCCAGGACAUGAGCCCAGACUCUGAGCAGACGGCAGAGCUUGUAGAGGAACUUGAUGUGGAGGAGAGGGAGGAAGAUGAAGGGUUCUUUGACAUCAAUGAGGAUCACACAAUAAGAGAUCCAGAGGCUGUUCUGUCACCGCCCUCCACCAUGACAAGGAGUCCCUCUACCUUGGUUGCAAGCAGUACCACAUCUAUUCAGGCCUCCAUAUGUCCUUCACCGGUCCCUGAACCGGUUCUUCUGACACGUGACCCCUCACAGUCUCCAACUGCUCUCUCACCUGUUCACUUGGAGCCUGGAGAUACUGGUGAUGAUGAUGAAAUGGCUGUUGACUCCCAGAACGUGCCAGGAUUCCAGCAUGUGGACAGGCUGGCAGAAUAUCUGGUCGAGCUUAGGAAACGCACAGCCCUCAGCCUGACUAACCAGGAAGCAGAAACGAUUAUUGGACUUUGGCAAAACCUGGAUGCCUUUGACAAGCGGCGGGUGGUGUAUCGACCUCGUUUCAAGAAGAGACUGCUGACUGGACGGUUCAGAACACCAAAGACGCUCACUCGCACCCCUGGAGUAGAGAGCACCACCAGAUGCGUGCUGGGUGCAAGCAGCGCACCUGCUCAGUGGCCUGACUGUUGCCGUCUGGUGGAAACCAUUUUCAUCAGGCUGUGCGUAAUCCACCUUGCCCCCAAAAGAAAAGGUGGGAAAACUUAUUCGAGAUGGUCUUUGAUCCUAGAAGACUAUCGCAAGAUAAGGCAGCUUGUGUUUGGCAAUGGCUUGGUGAUGAAUGAAACUUCAUUGCAGCUGGUGGAGGUUAACCAGAAUACCCUGAUUAACUGGUUCAACGAAAGAAAGAUAGACCAGCAAGUGUCACUGCUAGUUCGAGGCCUUGAUUUGCCUCAUCCCAUCCCUGAAGCUCAGGAGCCUCUUCAGGAUGCAAAACGGUUACGAACUGAGCUGCAGCAACCAAUGCAGCUGCACCAGUACAAGCUACCAGAUAGCACAGCAGGACAGGCAAAGCAAAGAGUAAUAUCUAUUAGGCAGCCCCCUCUCAGACCCAAAACACCAGCAGCACCUGGAGCAUCACUGCAAAUGGUGUCAACAGGUUUCCAAAAUGUGCCGUUGCUCCAGUUUGUGCCAGUGGUGCAGGGAAUGCCAAUGGUGCAGGGCAUGCCGGUAAUUCAUGGUGUGCAAAUGGUGCAGGGCAUGCCACUUAUGCAGCCAGUUUUACAGCCAGCAGUUGUCCAAGGCACCACCUCACAGCCAGCUCCACCAGGUCCUAGUCAAGGAGCUAUGCCCAAGAGACCCUACAAGCGAACAGUAGAGGCGAACACUUGCAAGAAGUGUGGCCAAUUUAAGAUUGCUGAAACUGGGCAUAGCCAAUACAGGGGCAAGGUGUACUGUCCCCAGACUGAGACUGUGUCCAAAGAAGUGUGGUUGGAGAACAUGCGUAGAAUCUCCAACUAA
Molecule: messenger RNA, 3034 nt
Organism: Misgurnus anguillicaudatus (oriental weatherfish)
Lineage: Eukaryota; Metazoa; Chordata; Actinopteri; Cypriniformes; Cobitidae
Source: RefSeq, a predicted model, not a curated record